AUGGCAAUCACCAUAACGUCCACGGCCGCGUGGCCACCCACCGCAAGUCGCACAAUCCCCCUCGAGCUCUCGCGCCUCCUCAACGAGAUGGCUAGCGACCACGCCUUCACUUUCACUGCUUCAAACCAGGAAGUCACCAGCUUCUCAUUCGAACCAACGACGUCUGCAUCCAAGAUCGUCCCUCAUAGCACGGCGCAAGUUACGGACAUCUCGAUGCCGAGCCAGACUGUGACUCCGACAGAGACGCCGAGCCAGCACGAAUCACCCACACUGCAGUCGUAUGUGCCUCCACAGAACACGGCGAAAUGGUAUGAGGCGGCGUGGGUAGGCCCAUUCACCUGGCUUCUGGCUAUCUACUGCUGCGUCAGCGCUUUCAUCCUGGCUGUUUUGUUCUACUGUCGCGUCCUGAACUGGCGCCUCGAGCUGGAUCUCACCAAACUACCUGCCGUCCGACCCCUGGAUGCCAACGAGUGGCCCUACAUCUUGUACCGUGACCAGCAGGAUGCGUAUACUGAGUUGCAGGCACGCGAGGUGGAGAGACGGAGGACUGAUGAGAUUGUUCUUGAGAACUUGCGGGUGCAUGGGAUUUUGUGA
Molecule: messenger RNA, 594 nt
Organism: Zasmidium cellare ATCC 36951
Lineage: Eukaryota; Fungi; Ascomycota; Dothideomycetes; Mycosphaerellales; Mycosphaerellaceae
Exons: 3
Coding region: 1-594 (197 amino acids)
Source: RefSeq, a predicted model, not a curated record